AAUAAAAUUGCGCUCGAAAACGAGGAAAAGCGCGCGCGAGUGUGACAACAGCCAAAGAUUUCCGCGGUUAUGGCAGCGUGUGGUGAAUACAUCAGAAGUGAAUUUCCAACAAUUGAUGACGAUCUGUAUCAGUAUGUUGAAGGAAUCCUGGUGAGUUCACGGGACGAUUUUGAAGACGGGGACGAGGUUUACGAAGCGAUCGGGCAAGUCUUGCACGAGGUUGCUGCCAAACCAGAAACCGAGGUUAGAGCAAUAUGCGACAAAUUACUGGAGAUGUUGAAGGAAGGUGCUACCGAAGGAGACCGCACCUCCGACGAAUUACGCAAAAACGGUGUCAACAAGGUUUUAAACGCUCCAAUACAUUUGGGUUCUAUGGCAGCAACUUUAGAGGCUCAGGUCGAACAGAUAAAGAGCAUUUGGGUAACAACCAGGGACGAUGGCACAAAAGUCGAUGCAAAAAAGUUAGAGAAAGCAGAAGCGAAACUUCAACAGAAACAGGAAAAACGAAUAGGGACAGAAUACGGUGGUGGAGGAGGCGGUGGGGGCGGCGGAGGUGGUGGAGCAAAAAAUAACAUUGGAUCGAAUAAAGCUGCAGAAACAGCGAGUGCCAGUCAGAUGACAAGUAAAAAAGACAGUCGAAUGGAAAACAAGGGCAAUGUCAACAAAACUCAAGACAUCAGAAUCGAAAACUUUGAUGUUGCCUACGGUGAUAGAGUUCUAUUACAAGGUGCCGAUCUUACAUUGGCUUAUGGUAGACGUUAUGGCCUUAUUGGAAGAAAUGGUUUGGGAAAAACAACCCUCUUGCGAAUGAUAUCGAGUAAACAACUGAGAAUACCAUCGCACGUGAGGGUACUGCACGUCGAGCAGGAAGUUGCCGGUGACGAGACCUCGGCCCUGGAGUCAGUGCUGGAAUGUGAUCACGAGCGGAGUGCGAUGCUCAGUCGAGAAGCAGAACUUCAAGCCUUGAUCGGUCGAGAAGCAGAGUUUCAAGCAUUGAGCGAAACAGAAGGUAGCAGUGGAAAAGAAGAGGGAAGAGGAACGACGAUUACGAACGAUAACGUCGACGAGGAAUUGAAUCGUUUGUACGAAGCAAUGCAAUUGGCCGAAGUGGAUAAGGCGCCCGCGCGAGCGAGCGCUAUUCUCUCGGGUUUAGGUUUCUCUGUCGAGAGACAAUCAUGGCCGACGAAAUCAUUCUCCGGUGGUUGGCGAAUGCGUCUCGCUCUUGCACGAGCUCUCUUCUCUCGGCCCGAUCUCCUUCUUCUUGACGAGCCUACCAACAUGUUGGACAUCAAAGCCAUCCUCUGGUUAGAAAAAUAUCUUCAGUCGUGGCCAACGACGUUGCUAGUUGUUUCGCACGAUCGCAACUUUCUGGACACUGUACCGACGGAUAUUCUGUACCUCAAGGGACAAAAGAUCGAAGCGUACCGAGGCAAUUACGAACAAUUUGAAAAGACCAAAGGCGAACGCGAGAGAAAUCUCCAGCGAGAGUGGGAAGCUCAGCAAGCCAAGAGAGCUCACGUGCAAGAAUUCAUCGACCGCUUUCGCUAUAAUGCUAAUCGUGCUUCGAGUGUUCAGAGUAAAAUCAAAAUGUUGGAAAAACUACCCGAAUUGAAACCAAUGGAGAAAGAAGGCGAAGUAACGUUACGUUUCCCGGACGUGAUGCCCCUCAGUCCUCCGAUACUCCAACUGAACGAAGUAUCUUUCCGCUACGAAGGAGCUAAGGACGACACUCCUUUUUUGUUUACCGGUGUGAAUUUGACGGCGGCUCUGGAAUCGCGAAUUUGCAUAGUCGGUGAAAACGGUGCUGGUAAAACGACGCUUUUAAAAAUAGUCACUGGAGCAUUGAGUCCGACUCGAGGCACCGUUCACACUCAUCGGAACCUCAAAAUCGGAUAUUUCAGCCAACACCACGUCGAUCAACUCGAUAUGAGAGUUUGCCCGGUUGAAUUAAUACAAAAUCAUUUUCCAGGAAAACCGAUCGAGGAAUAUAGACGAAUGCUUGGUAGUUUCGGAGUUACAGGAGAUUUGGCCUUGCAAAAUAUUGACUCACUCUCCGGUGGUCAGAAAUCACGAGUCGCUUUCGCUCUCAUGUGCGCCGCCAUGCCUAAUUUUUUGGUACUCGACGAACCAACUAAUCAUCUUGAUAUCGAGUCGAUCGAAGCUCUUGGCAAAGCUCUCAACACUUGUCAAGCAGGUGUGAUUCUGGUUUCCCACGACGAGCGGCUGAUACGACUGGUGUGCAAGGAGCUCUGGGUUUGCGGAGGAGGAUCGGUGAAAUGCAUCGAAGGAGGUUUCGACGAAUAUCGAAAAAUAAUUGAGAAAGAAUUGGAAGCGUGAAAAGAGAGCAGCGACGAGGACAAUGGACGUGCGUUCCCCGAUGGUCACGCGAGCCUAUCCGAAUCGAAAGAUUUUGUAACUUAUUUUUACGGCUCUGGGUCGAAGAGUCACCAGAAAUUAUUUUAUAUCCGAAUUUGCAUUUCUGCCUCUGGACUGCCUCGCUGCGUUUCUUCCCGUUGAUGAACAAGAAAUUCUUGUUCAGACGAGAAUUCUUCGUUUCACUGGAUGAAUGUUCGCGUGCGUGAGUGUCACCGGAGAUUCGGGAAACGAAAAAUGGACAACUCGACCGACGAUCGUAACAACAAUUCGGAAGAGUAUCGCACGUAUCUAAUUUAAUUAAAUCAACAAUUGUUACAUCAA
Messenger RNA from Venturia canescens, 2697 nucleotides. RefSeq names its product ATP-binding cassette sub-family F member 3. Lineage: Eukaryota; Metazoa; Arthropoda; Insecta; Hymenoptera; Ichneumonidae. Gene Ontology annotation, molecular function: ATP hydrolysis activity; ATP binding. The coding region runs from base 70 to 2337 and encodes 755 amino acids. The transcript is spliced from 9 exons. The record is from RefSeq and is a predicted model, not a curated record.